Pseudomyrmex gracilis is the source of this 7945-nucleotide messenger RNA. Its product is annotated as glycogen debranching enzyme. The transcript is spliced from 27 exons. Bases 1132 to 7197 code for a protein of 2021 amino acids. Lineage: Eukaryota; Metazoa; Arthropoda; Insecta; Hymenoptera; Formicidae. Gene Ontology annotation, biological process: glycogen catabolic process; glycogen biosynthetic process. Gene Ontology annotation, molecular function: amylo-alpha-1,6-glucosidase activity; 4-alpha-glucanotransferase activity. The record is from RefSeq and is a predicted model, not a curated record.
CGUCUCCUCCUCGCCCAAGUUUCUUCGGAAUGACGUGGCGGCGCGCGAACUUUGUAUACCACUGAGAACUUUAAACUUCGGUAAACAAACACGUGUACGUACAGAAACGUUGGAGUUGCGUGAGAUGCGAUUGAGAUUUUUGAGAUAAUUAGAUUUAACAAAUUUUCUAAUAACGCUUGGUUAAAUCUUCGACAAUUAGGUUUUUUCUUUUUUUUUUGUCUUUUUUAUUAAAAAUGUUCGUAUCGUACGACGCGCGAGAUAACGGUUGCCAAAGAGACUUGCUCUGUGUUGCAAUAGGACUUAUCGGAUCAUUAGAUCACGAAGAAAUAAGAAAGAGAGAGGGGCAAGGGUGACUUGAAGAUAAAGUUUGAGGUUAGAAUUCCCGGAUGAGUUCAGCCGACUCGACUUCGGUUCGGUCGUCACUUUGCGCUCGACCGCUCGACGAUUGGUCUAGUCUCUUGGAUCUGUCGCGCGAUCGCCAAUCGUCGGGCAACAAGCGUCAAAGCGACGUCUCAACCGUUGAAUCCGCGAUGAACCCGGCCAUUGAUCGCGAUUGCAUAUCUGUGGUAGAGUGCGAUAAAAGCGACCGACCAUUCGCAAUCACGUGAUGCGUUUACAAAUUUUUAUAUAAACUUUUAGCAAGUCUAGAAAAAUGAUUUCUUUGUUGAGUGCUAUGAUAAUGGACUGACCGUCUUGUAUAAUCGUGGAAUUUUUCACAUAAUUUAGUAAAUAACAGCGGAAAUUGAUCACAGUUGGAAAAUUUAUGCAGUUCCAAGCCUGCGUGAUUGUGUUGUAUGCUUGUACAAGAUCAUCCGGUUUGCCGCCUGAUUUGCCCAGCCAUGCUUGUUGUUUGUUGACCUUCAGCCCUGUCUUUAAUCAAAUAGAGGUCAACUUGUUCUUCGUAUUUAAAAGCGUUCUUUCGCGUGCAAACUCCCACUGCACGCGUGUUACACGACCGUUUCACGCUUCAUCGUCGACAUUGAUAGGUAAAACAAACACAAAAAGGAUUUUGUUUAAUACAGUAAGAUUAUGGACAAAAGUGCAGUGAUAUAACAUUUUUUAAAUUAAAUUUUAUGUGUAUCUCAGAAAUGUUCAAAUGCGAAUAGAAUUUGUUCUCUCUUCAUUUUGAUAAUGGAGAUGGAAGAAACAGAUCAUCUAUCCAAUUUAAAAACCUUGGUAUUAAAGAUUUGUAGAUAUCUCCUGCAGAUUAUCCGUAGAUGGACCUGUUUUGGAAUAACUUUUACGGAAAGUGAAGAGAUGCAACAACACGUUUCUAAAACCUAUGAGCAAAUAAGAGUCCUAACUUUAAACAAUGGCGAGCAUCUUGAUGGAAUAUUAUACAGAUUAAAGAAAGGAUGGACAGUAGAAUUCAGACUCGGAGCUUCUCUUCUUGGAAGAACACUUAGUGUUUUUAUAAAUCAUCCCUUAACAGAUGAUAAACAAUUCGACAGGCAUACCUACUAUCAAUUGCAAUGGAUCGAUGAGUCAGCGAGCAUUCGUUUGAAUUUGGCCGGCUCGUUUCAUUAUUAUGUCAUUGAUCAAAUUCAAAGAGAUGCAAAUCCCAUUGCAUCCGGAUACUUGCUAGUAGAUCCCGAGUUGAAAGUAGGCGAGCACGGGGAGAAUCUGCCUUUGGAUUGUGUUCAGAUUCAAACGGUUUUGGCAAAAUGUCUAGGACCUUUUUCCACCUGGGAAAAGAAGUUACUGGUAACACGAAAUUCUGGAUACAACGCAAUUCAUUUUACACCAAUACAGGAAUUAGGAUAUUCCAAAUCGUCGUAUAGUUUGAAGAAUCAGAUGAUACUCAAUCCUACUUUUAACGAUAAUAACGAGGCCAUUUCUUAUGAAGACGUCAAACAAUUUGUAAAUAAAAUGCGAACCGAAUGGAAGAUGCUAAGCAUAUGUGAUAUCGUUCUGAACCAUACGGCAAACGAAAGUCCUUUUCUGAUUUCUAAUCCGGAAUGCACAUACAAUUGCGUCAACAGCCCUCACUUAUGUUCGGCAUAUAUUUUGGAUGCAGCAUUAUUUGAAUUAACAGUGCAAGUUGCAGCCGGUGAAUGGGAAUUCAAAGGUAUUCCCACUGUAGUUGAGACGGAAGACCAUCUAAAUUCGAUUCGUCAUGCUCUUCAUACGCAUUUCUUGCCGCUCGUGAAGAUACACGAGUUGUACACCGUUGACGUAAAUGAAACCAUAGCGGAAUUUUUGAAUCUGGCCCGCAACGAAACGCCCCAGAACGUGAACAAUCCGAUAACUGAAGAAAUUUCGGUGAUUCAAGAUCCCCAAUUUCGUAGACUGAAGUCGACCAUAGAUAUGCAACUUGCCUUGAAAAAAUAUAACACUUACAGAGCUGAUUGUUUCGAUGAAGAGACUCGUUUGAAACGAUGUGCGGAGGAUUUAAAGAAAAAAUUGCACGAGCUCAAUGAAGUUAUUAAGAACGACGUACAAAAUCACUUAAACGCCGCAGUUGAAAACACCAUUGCUGGGAUAAGAUAUUUCAGAGUGCAAUCCGAUGGUCCGAGACUCAAGGAAAUCAGCGAAAAACAUCCUCUUGUUCCUAGAUAUUUCACCGAUUACGGAGCGCCCAAAUCUCUGGAAGAAAGAGAAGCCAUAAUGUAUUCGGAUAAAGGGUGUUAUCUCAUGGCUCACAACGGUUGGGUUAUGAAUGGCGAUCCUUUGAAGAAUUUUGCGGAGCCCGACUCUAAUGUCUAUAUACGUAGAGAGCUUAUCGCCUGGGGAGAUAGUGUAAAACUUCGAUAUGGGAAAAAACCAGAAGAUUGUCCCUUCUUAUGGCAGCACAUGGUAGCUUACGUAGAACAAACCGCGCAAAUAUUUGAUGGCGUUCGAUUAGACAAUUGCCACUCCACACCGAUUCCCGUUGCCGAAUAUAUGCUUGAUGCUGCACGAAGAAUCCGUCCAGAUCUUUAUGUCGUUGCAGAAUUGUUCACCAACUCCGAUCAAAAGGACAAUAUUUUUGUAAAUCGUCUCGGCAUUACUUCUUUAAUUAGAGAAGCUAUGUCUGCUUGGGAUAGUCACGAAGAAGGUCGAUUGGUGUAUCGUUACGGAGGAGAACCAGUCGGAGCAUUCCUGCAACCGCGAAAACGGCCGUUACUGCCGAGCAUAGCUCACGCUCUGUUUCUGGAUGUGACUCACGAUAAUCCUAGCCCGGUAGAAAAACGGAGCGUUUUUGAUUUACUUCCGAGCGCCGCACUUGUGUCGAUGGCGUGCUGCGCCAGCGGCAGUAAUCGCGGUUACGAUGAAUUAGUGCCUCAUCACAUACACGUGGUAGAUGAGAAAAGACAAUACACAUUGUGGACAGAUGAUGACACUGUUGUGGACGACGUUAAAUUUGUUAGUUCAAAAACUGGUAUAAUCAUGGCUAAAAAGGUAUUAAACGAUUUGCACUAUAUGCUCGGUCAACAGGAAUUUUCACAAGUAUUCGUUGAUCAAAUAGAUAGCGACAUAGUGGCGGUAACGAGACACUCGCCGACCAGUCACGAGAGCGUAGUUUUGGUUGCGUUCACCGCAUUUCAACAUCCGGACUGCAACGCUAGUGACUUGAGAAGACACAUCAGACCAUUGAGAGUGGAGGGUAUAGUGGAGGAAAUUAUCUUGGAAGCAUCGUUUGUGCACGUUGAUGCUAAAGACGGAAAACCUUUUCUUUCGGCCACGAAAUAUACAAAAGACGAAAACUACAUAAACGGAUUGUCCGAAUAUACGUUGAACCUCAAGCAACACAUACAGUGCUGCGACUCAGACAUAAUCGAGAAGGUCGAUUCUGGCGAUCCCAAGAUUACGCAGCUUAAUUUCGUGAACUUUCAACCCGGUUCUGUUAUAGCUAUACGAGUGGCUCUUCACGCUAAUAUAAAACCUGCUUUAACAAAACUUCAAGAUACUAUCUCCCGAAUUACUUCGGGCGAAAGGUCGGAGCUGCACGAUGUGAUUUCCCGUAUGGAUUUGGCGGACUUGAACAAGGUCUUGUACAGAUGCGAUCAAGAAGAAAGAGAUGAAACGUGUAACAAAUUUGGAGUGUACGACGUGCCGGGAUACGGGCCUUUAGUGUAUGCCGGACUGCAAGGUGUCAUAUCCAUCUUGGCUGACAUUCGUUCGAAUAACGAUUUAGGACAUCCCUUAUGUUCUAAUCUCAGACAGGGCAACUGGUUGAUAGAUUAUAUGUGGCAACGUUUGAAAGAGGAUGACGGUACCGAACCCCUUGGAAGAUGGCUCGAGCAAGCUGUGGAACCAUUCCAUUUAAUUCCGAGAUACUUAGUGCCGAGUUAUAUCGAUGUCAUAAUCGUGAACGUUUAUAUGCAUCUCAUGGAGCAUUGCUAUAAUUUGAUGUCAGACUUUGUGAAGAACGGGACUACAUUUGUUAAAUUACUGAGCUUGGUCUCGGUGCAAAUGAGCGGUGUGGUAAGAUCGUCGCAACUGCCGGAUUUGUCGCCGAAUCUCAAUCCGCCAAAACCGAAAACCAAAGUGUACGAUGGAGAAUCCAAACAGACAUGUUCAACGUUAUCCGCAGGAUUGCCGCACUUUGCAACAGGUUACACGAGAAAUUGGGGCAGAGAUACGUUUAUUGCUCUGAGAGGAUUGUUGCUUCUAACGGGUAGACAUACCGAAGCCAGAUUUAUCAUUCUCGGUUUUGCUGGAACUCUGCGACACGGUCUGAUACCCAAUCUACUCGACAAAGGCAGCAAUGCGAGAUUCAAUUGUCGUGACGCCGUGUGGUGGUGGCUUUACAUCAUAAAAUGUUACACCGAGGAAGUGCCAGAUGGCUUGAAUAUUUUAUCUGAUAAAGUUUCACGUCUAUUUCCAACCGACGAUUCACCGGCUUUACCCGCGGGACAACUAGAUCAACCGUUGUACGAAGUAAUGCAGGAGGCACUCACGGUGCAUUUUCAAGGUCUUUGCUUCAGAGAGAGAAACGCCGGGAAACAAAUUGACGAGCACAUGACCGAUCGCGGAUUCAACAAUCAAAUUGGCGUUCAUCCCGAAACUGGCUUCGUGUUCGGCGGCAACGACGCGAAUUGCGGCACCUGGAUGGACAAGAUGGGAUCUUCGGAGAAAGCCGGCAACAAGGGGAAACCAGCCACCCCGCGAAACGGUUCCGCUGUGGAGAUUGUCGGACUGAGCAAGAGCGUUCUCAGUUUUCUGGCCGAAUUAUACAAGCAGAAUCUGUUCCCGUACGGUAGCGUUCAGCGUAAGAGCCGCGACGGUCAAACGAUAACUUGGAGUUACAAGCAGUGGGCCGACAAAAUUCAGGCAAACUUCGAGAAAUACUUUUACGUAAAUGAGGUUCCGACGGAAGGCGAGUUGAAACCCAAUUUGAUUCAUCGGCGAGGCAUAUUCAAGGAUAGUCACGGAGCGACGCAAGAAUGGGCCGAUUAUCAGUUGCGACCUAACUUCCCUAUCACCAUGGUUGUUGCUCCAGAAUUGUUCAAUCCUAAUCACGCCUGGACGGCAUUGAAGAAAGCGGAAGAAAUAUUAUUAGGUCCACUGGGAAUGAAGACACUGGAUCCGGCAGAUUGGGCGUACAACGGUUAUUACGAUAAUUCCAACGAUAGCACCGACAUUAAAGUAGCACACGGUUGGAAUUAUCAUCAAGGACCUGAGUGGAUCUGGCCGAUAGGAUAUUUCUUGCGAGCACGUUUACACUUCGCAUCAUUGGUCGGCGGUAAGGAUGAAUUACGUCACGCGGUUGAAUCGACCGAAGCUAUUAUUUCAAAGCACUUCAUUGAAACGUCCACCAAUCAUUGGAGAGGACUGCCCGAGCUAACCAACAAAGACGGAGCUUAUUGUAACGAUAGUUGCCGCACUCAGGCAUGGAGCGCUUCCUCCAUAAUAGAGGUACUCCACGACCUGCAGAAAAUAAAACAGGAAUUACAAUCGGAAGAAUUACACUUAGAGCAAUUAAAGUUAGAAACAGAAUGUAGUGAAUCUAGGAGCAAAGCGAACGACACGAAUCUACGCCUUCCCGUCGAAGCAGUAGCGACACAACGCACACCGGAAACACACGCAUAUCAUAUUCUGCACGUAGACGUAACGAAUAGACAAAUUCACGGAUCUUCCAUAGCCGCCGCUGCAAGCACGUCUAUAAAGAAGAACGUUAUUCCGAUUGCUGAGAACAAAUCAGUUUCUGCAAUUGAUAGCGAACCAGAUGAUGCGAAUUUCGCCAACCUGUAUAAUUUGUUUCAUUAUACUGACAAUUUGACGGAUGAGAUUUUAUCAGAUAUGAAAGAUAAUACGUGUUGCGAGGAUCAUCAGUGGGACAUUGAGCAACGCGUGUCAAUCAAACACGAUGACGAAAGAAACGAAGUUCUUCCGACUGUUUUACCAAACAUCACGCAUCAUCUCUACGAAGAAGUAGGAUCGUCCAAGAAGCGAGACGACACUCGGGAUUGCGACGAAAAGUACAACUCUGUCACGACGAACACUUUGGCAGACACGCUUGUUCUAUCGGAGCGCAAGAUAUGCGAGGAAUGCAUGAGAAUGAGGCGCAGUCCGGUAUAUACCGAUCGUUUGAUCUAUGCGAAGGAGUCGUUGCUCGCCAUAGAAGUAGUUCUGUGUCAACGCGAUGACGCUUUGUGCUUCAAAUAUCUGCAAGAUAAUAAAUCCGAUGAUGAUGAUGAUGCUUUUUGCUCGCAGUUUGAUCGCUAUCGGGACUGUAUGCUUGUCUACAAUUACGUGAAGACCAACAGCGCGAGUAUACUCUACUCUCGCUCCUGGCCUCAAGACGUUUUCGAUCUGAAGCCGUUAUUGAAGCCGAGUAUUUGUGUUAUUAAUCGAGCUUGCCGUAGCAAUGUAAUAGCGAAUACGCAAUUAUAUCAUCGCUACGCGAACAACUUUCACGUGAGAAUUUCGAGAGCCGGUCGCUCACCGACGGUAUUCUCUCAUCGCGGUCGCAACACCGUCGCGUACUGCACGAAACGCAUUAGCUGGUACAACGAUUCGCAGGAUUCGCUGUUCUAUCAAAUGCAGCAACUUAGAGAUCGUCCGGAUGAACAUCGGGGACACAGGUCAAGCCUGUUGCUGCUGGAGCCGUUACUGCUGAUGCCGGAAAUGGCUAGGUCCGGGCACGAAAAAAACAUCAAGAAUCACGCUUUGCGAUCGGAACGCGCAAAAAUUAUCAAAAUAUUAAUAGCUUACGUAAUAUCGUUUUUUAUUCUUGCGAGCAUUACAGUUUACAUUGUUUAUUUCACUUAGUCGUCGUACAAGCGCUGAUUGGUUUGUUUCUCGAAAAAAUUGCGAAUUCGUCUAGGGAAAUACAAUUUAUAUAUCGCACUGCAUUAGAGAUUAGAGAAGCUUAAGUAAUAUAAUACAUUUUAUCGUUAUUAAUUUUAUAUUGUCUCAAAGUAUAUAUAUAUAUAUGUAUUGUGUGUUUUCACAGAUUUAUUUAUGGAAUUUCAUUAUUUUACAAUUAUUCGCCGGCGUACAAUUACCGCAAUCAAAGAGAUUGAACUGUCCAUUUCUUAAACGAAUUUUUCUCUUUACGUCCGUUUAGUCGCAACGUGAUAUAAAGAUGUACUUUAUAAAUUUUAACAAACUUGUAAUUCAUUUUUUAACAAACGUGUAAUUCUCAUUAUGUUGUUUUUAAUUUAUUAUCGUAUAAUUAUAUGUUUCGUGUACGCUUUGUUACAAUCUAGAAUAAUGUGGUUGGGUUUGAAAUAAUUUUAUGAAGAUAUUGCAAAAAAUGAAAACGAAUUAUUUAACAUAAACGUGUUUUCGAAGCACUAAAAAAGUCAAAACCUAAUUUGUUGUCUGUUUGAAAAUCAAAAUGUUUAAAUAGUUCCUAUUGUUACCGAUGUGCAAUAAAUUUAUACGAUAUAUUUUUGGGGGAAUUUUCAAGUAACAAAAUAAAUAUUUUAUAUAUGAAUUAAAAAAUGUCGACUAUAUUUUAGAUGUAUGUUAUGUAUUACGGGAAAGAUACAAUAAACAAAUAAUCUACAAUAAA